Messenger RNA from Triplophysa dalaica, 5065 nucleotides. It is a transcript of the gene adamts6, whose product is annotated as ADAM metallopeptidase with thrombospondin type 1 motif, 6. Gene Ontology annotation, molecular function: metalloendopeptidase activity. NCBI's taxonomy places the organism in Eukaryota, Metazoa, Chordata, Actinopteri, Cypriniformes, Nemacheilidae. The transcript is spliced from 24 exons. Gene Ontology annotation, biological process: proteolysis; extracellular matrix organization. Gene Ontology annotation, cellular component: extracellular matrix. Bases 1 to 3351 code for a protein of 1116 amino acids. The record is from RefSeq and is a predicted model, not a curated record.
AUGGAAAUUUUUUGGAAGACGCUGACUUGGAUAUUUAGCCUGGUCUUGGCCGCUGCUGAACCUCAGAGCCUUUCAUUCAACUCUCAAGCGGAAUUCCUGUCCACGCUGGAGCACUACCAGCUAAUGGUACCGGUGCGGGUAAACCAGAGGGGCCAGUUUAUGAGUUACACUGUGAAACAUUACAUGCCCGGUCGGAGGCGACGGGCAUUGGACCAGGCUGAGCCAGACCACACCGAGACCAGGCUUUUUUACAAACUCUCAGCCUAUGGCAAGCACUUUCACCUGAACCUUACACUCAACCCCGACUUGGUUUCCAAACAUUUCACUGUAGAGUACUGGGGCAAGGACGGAGUGGAACGGCAGAAUUCAGCGGUUGAUAACUGCCACUAUGUUGGAUACCUACUGGAUCAAUAUAGCACUACACAAGUGGCACUGAGCAACUGCAGAGGUUUGCAUGGUGUCAUAACCACAGAGGAAGAGCAGUAUUUAAUAGAGCCAUUAAAAAACAUAUCCGGAAAUCUCAGCGAUGUCAACCACGAGGAAGGACAACCGCACGUUAUUUAUAAAAAGUCUUCCAUCCGUUCUCCGCAAGAGCGCGGCGAGGCGUUCGGCUGCGGCGUAUCAGAACUCACAAAAAACAGGACGCCCUGCUACCAAACAGGUCCCGGUGCAAAUCUUCAUCGCACGGACUCAGACGGCGACCCGACGGGAUCCCAUCGCCAGCGCCGUUCUGUAAGCUCCGAACGUUUCGUGGAGACCCUAGUAGUGGCUGACAAAAUGAUGGUCGGCUACCACGGACGCAAAGACAUCGAGCACUACAUCCUGUCUGUGAUGAAUAUUGUUGCCAAACUUUACCGUGAUGCCAGCCUAGGAAACGUUGUGAACAUUAUUGUAACCCGACUGAUAGUCCUGACCGAAGAUCAGCCCAACUUGGAGAUAAACCAUCAUGCAGACAAAUCCCUCGACAGCUUCUGUAAAUGGCAGAAAUCCAUUCUUUCUCAUCAGGGAGAUGGAAACAGUAUCCCGGAGAAUGGGAUUGCCCAUCACGACAACGCCGUUCUCAUCACAAGAUAUGACAUCUGCACCUACAAGAACAAACCCUGCGGUACACUUGGUUUGGCGUCCGUAGCGGGGAUGUGUGAGCCGGAGAGAAGCUGCAGUAUAAAUGAAGAUAUAGGCCUCGGUUCUGCCUUCACUAUUGCUCAUGAGAUCGGACACAAUUUUGGGAUGAACCACGACGGGAUUGGAAACUCCUGCGGAACUAAAGGUCACGAAACAGCCAAGCUGAUGGCGGCCCACAUCACAGCCAACACCAACCCCUUCUCCUGGUCGGCCUGCAGCAAAGACUACAUCACCAGCUUUCUGGACUCAGGUCGGGGAACGUGUCUGGACAAUGAACCUCUGAAACGAGACUUCCUGUACCCUACGGUGGCUCCAGGGCAGGUGUACGAUGCAGAUGAACAGUGUCGUUUUCAGUACGGUGCCUCGUCCCGUCAGUGCAAGUAUGGGGAAGUGUGUAGAGAGCUCUGGUGCCUUAGCAAAAGUAAUCGCUGUGUCACCAACAGUAUCCCAGCAGCAGAAGGAACCUUGUGUCAGACCAACAGCAUUGAAAAAGGGUGGUGCUAUCAGGGCGAGUGUGUGGCGUUUGGGACGUGGCCGCAGAGUGUAGAUGGAAGCUGGGGUCCGUGGACCACCUGGGGCGAGUGCAGCCGUACCUGCGGCGGUGGCGUCUCAUCUUCCAUGCGACAUUGUGACAGCCCACCGCCCACGGGUGGAGGGAAGUACUGUCUCGGAGAGAGGAAGCGCUACAGAUCCUGUAACACCGACCCUUGUCCAGCCGGAUCACGUGACUUUAGAGAGAAGCAGUGUGCUGAUUUCGACAACAUGCCUUUCCGCGGGAAGUACUACAACUGGAAGCCAUACACUGGAGGUGGAGUGAAGCCGUGCGCGCUAAACUGUCUGGCCGAAGGCUACAACUUCUACACCGAACGUUCUCCCGCUGUCAUCGACGGCACGCGAUGCCAGGCCGACUCUCUGGACAUAUGCAUCAAUGGAGAGUGCAAGCAUGUUGGCUGUGAUAACAUACUCGGCUCAGAUGCCAAGGAGGACAGAUGCCGUGUGUGCGGUGGGGACGGGAGCACGUGUGAGGUCUCCGAGGGCCUGUUCAAUGAUUCGCUGCCCAGAGGAGGUUACAUGGAGGUCGUCCAAAUACCGAAAGGAUCCGUUCACAUUGAAAUCAUGGAGGUGGCCGUGUCGAAGAACUACAUUGCUUUAAAAUCAGAAGCGGAUGACUAUUACAUCAACGGGGCCUGGACCAUCGACUGGCCCCGCAAAUUUGACAUCGCAGGAACUGCCUUUCAUUACAAGAGGCCGACCGAUGAGCCCGAGUCACUCGAAGCCUUAGGAGCCACCACAGAAAAUUUGUUUGUUAUGGUGCUACUACAGGAACACAACCUGGGUAUCCGCUACAAGUUCAACGUGCCGAUCCAGCGGACGGGAAGCGGUGACAAUGAGGUGGGCUUCUCCUGGCAUCACUUGCCCUGGUCCGAGUGCUCAGCUACUUGUGCGGGAGGGACUCAAAAGCAGGAGGUGGUUUGUAAAAGGCUGGACGACAGCUCGGUGGUCCAAAACAGCUAUUGUGAUACGGACAGCAAGCCUCCAGAGAAUCAAAGACCCUGUAAUAUUGAGCCAUGCCCUCCUGAGUGGUUUAUAGGUGACUGGUCCGAAUGUGCGAAAACCUGCGAUGGAGGCGUCCGUACACGUACCGUGUUGUGUAUACGUAAAAUCGGACCCGCCGAGGAAGAGACUUUAGAAGACAGUCACUGUCUGACCCAUCGACCAAUCGAACAAGAGUCCUGCAACAAUCAGUCCUGCCCACCCCAGUGGGUGACUCUGGAUUGGUCAGAGUGUACCCCAAAAUGUGGUCCUGGCUUCAAGCAUCGCAUUGUUCUGUGUAAAAGUAGCGACCUGACCAAAACCUUCCCACCUGCCCUCUGUGCUGACCACAACAAACCUCCGGUCCGUAUACGCUGUAGCCUCGGACGCUGUCCGCCACCACGCUGGAUCCCUGGAGAAUGGGGACAGUGCUCUGCUCAGUGUGGAUUGGGCCAACAGAUGCGGACCGUUCAGUGCGUGUCCUACACAGGGCAACUUUCCAACGAGUGUCCCGAAUCUCUGCGACCCAACACAAUGCAACAGUGUGAAAGCAAGUGCGACGCCACGCCCAUCUCCAACGGUGACGAGUGCAAAGACGUGAACAAGGUGGCAUACUGCCCAUUGGUGCUGAAGUUCAAGUUCUGCAGCCGUGCGUACUUCAGGCAGAUGUGCUGCAAGACGUGCCAAGGACAUUGACCCUACGAGAAACAAAGACAGAUGCUGGAAAAGAAAGGAGAGAGAAAACGGGCAGAGAGAAAAGCAGACCAGCGUCGGGCAUGGAGACGGCCUCUCUCUCUCUCUCUCGCAGACACUCAAAAAAACACACGACUGCUUUGAUAGCCCUGUGGAACUCUAACCACUGCUCAGCGCUGCGCUGACAACCCUUGUUUUAUUUUCACUUCUGUGAAGUGGGAAUGUAUAAAAUGAUCAUUAUUGUUGUUAUUUUUAUAAUAAUAAUAAUAAUAAUUGCUAUUGGUUAUUAUUAUUAGCAAUGUUUUUCUGUUGUUGUAAUCCUAAGUGCUGGACACGUCAAUCGCAGAGGCGGCACGGCAGAUAUACAUCAAGGUGCGCACGAACAGGCCGAUCUGAGAUUUACCCGUGGGUCUCACGUACCCAUUGGGGCUAAAUAAAGUAAAUAUGUAUCAAUUCUUUACAUUUUAACAGUAUAGAUAGUGGAGAUGAGGUCAUGCAUGAUCCGUCUGAAAGUGGACAGAGAUGCCCGACUAACUCGAUAGGUAUUGAAAUCAACAACUUGGUACUUUAACGUUAUUACAAGUUUUUACACAAUUGUUGGGUGAAAGUUUUGGGUAAAGUGACUUACAAGUGCAUUGAAGGUAUAGUUCAUAUGUUCACAUGGAUUUAAACCAAUGACCUUAGCGCUGUUUAGCUAGCAACAACCUAAACUUGUUGAACUAGACAGCUCCGGUUGCCAGAUUUUUGACAAUAUCGUUCUAAAAUAAGAUGGGCCGAAGAAAACAGAGUUGAAUACUUUGGUGCUUAUCCUCAUUUAGUUCUGGAGAAAUCGCAAUUGUUUUAUACAAAUCACAUGACCACGGGCCAAAGAAUUCCACCAUUGUCUAAACUUGAACGAUUAGAUAAUUUUGGCUCAAAUUGGACGUUUCCACCAUUGUGUCUCUAGAAUUAUAAUGCACACUUGAGACAGACAUUAAUUGCGAUUCUGCCUCUAUGGAUCCAUACUCCGCUUUAAAUUCUGCGCCUUUGACGUUCCAGCGCGAUCAUCUUCCCAUAAAAUCCGUGCCAUGAAAGCGGUCCAACGCAAUGAAUGCAGUUAACAAAGACAGUUUAUCAGCACGUGGAUGACUUGCUCGAAGAUCUCCAGGUCUGAUGCGGAUGCAUUAGCUGAGUCAUUGUUGAUGUAAUAGUGAAGUGAAGGGCCAGACCCCACGGAUCCACUGUGCCGUCGACUACCUCCAUUACACCCCCUCCUCAACCUCCCAUGAGAUCUAACCCACAGUCUUGAUCAGAGACGUCCACGAACGCUUUACUCUCACUGGUGCUUUUUAUCUGGCAGUGGACGAUUGUUUUUUAUUUUGCUUACAUUCGCAUGGCCAGCUCAUCUGGCCUAUGGUGCUACAAGAUGCUUUCUGCGUAAGUCAGUUGAGCAAGUGAUGGCAAACCGAGGACGGUUCCAAAACCUAGCGAGCUGCCUAAGCAGGCAGCAUCACAAGGCAAGCAAAGGUUAAAAGUACGUCAUGUAGUUAUGCCGUCUUCUAAGAUAGCAUGGCCACAUUUUGAGACAAAAUGGAAAGUACUUUUUAAAGUUUGCGGUAAAAGAAAUCUCAGGAUUCAUUUGGAUCAGAAAGGAACAGAAUCUAAGUUAACAACCGCCCAAAAUAAAUGUCAGAAUGUAUCACGCUAAAAAUGAAAAUAAAAGUCUUUUGAAAAUUUA